GCUACCUAGUGCACUACAUAUCCAAUCAGUAGUGUAAUGGGAUUCGGUAUGUUUCCAAACACGGAAGUAGUGUUUAUGUUAGCGGGAACGAUGGAAAAGUAGUUACUACCGUUAACACGUUAAAGAAGAUCUACUUUUUUGUAAUUAUUGACCGAAAAUGUUUGGCAGGUCUUCAGGUUUUAACUAUGAGAUUCUGCCACAGAGAGAUGACGGAAAUAGAAAUACUCCAGGCCUGUUUACAUCCGGUCAGUCUCAGUAUAGCAGCGGCUUCUCCUUUGACUACGUCCCUAAAAUCCAAAACAACGAUUUUACAGAUGAAAGUCAAGGAAUAAUAUCACGACUAUGCAACUUGGUUGUUAUAUUCCUAGUUUUUCUUUGUGUGCUCAUCACAUUUCCCAUAUCUGCAUGGUUUGUUCUAAAAACAGUGCCCAACUAUGAGAGAAUUGUUGUAUUCCGCCUGGGUCGCAUCCGGCCUCCUAAGGGUCCAGGAGUGGUUUUAGUGCUUCCGCUCAUUGACCAGUGGCAAAGGGUGGACCUAAGGACCAGGGCUUUCAACAUCCCACCAUGCAAGGUGACCACGAAAGACGGUGGCCUGGUCUCUGUCGGAGCGGAUAUCCAGUUCCGGAUCUGGAAUCCAGUCAUGUCUGUGGUGGCGGUGCAGGAUUUAAAUGCUUCCACACGUCUUACUGCACAGAACGCUAUGACUCAGACCCUGGGCAAGAGGACUGUGAGAGAGAUACAGACAGAGAAAGUCAAACUGGGCGAGUACCUUGGGAUGGACGUAAAUGAUCUGACAAAGCCUUGGGGUUUGGAGGUGGACCGGGUCGAGCUGACCCUGGAAAGUGUGCUCCGUGCCCCAGAUGAGUCUCACUCAGGGCCGCUCAUCAUGCCUCCCUCUGUCCCUGGCCUAGAGGGUCUCACUGAGCCAAUACAGCAGCUCGCCAUGCACUUUCUGGGGCAAAGUGCAGCAGCAUCUCCACCUGCUAAAGAUACAGUGCUCUUCACUGAUGAGUUGAGCACAGAGGCUCCAGUAACUGAAAGCAGCAGUGUGGUAGAGGAGCUCCUAGCAGCAGUGAGACUGGUGCUGUCUGAGAGCUUGGUUAGGCAAGUGGGAGCCUGUUUCCAGUUUCACAUCAGUACCAGCACUGGCCAAACCAGAAGGUACUAUGUGGAUCUAACUCAAAAUAGUGGAACAUGUGGUGUAGGUGAGGCGACGCAGCCAGAUGUGUCUCUGAGUAUGAGUGAGCAGGAUAUGAUGGCCAUGUUCCAGGGCAGGCUGCGGCCAAUCACAGCAUACAGCAGUGGAAGAUUGAGAGUUCAGGGAGACUUGAACACUGCCAUGAAACUAGACGCACUUGUUAAACUCAUCAAACCUCUAUGAUGUCUAGUUACACAUGAAUUUAAAAGGUAUAUUUUGUGCCUUCACAACCCACAAACUUGUGUUACCAUUUCAAAUGUAAACAGAACUGUUUAUAUCAUUUGGUGUUGUGACCUAAUCAUUUAUCAUAGCUAAAUGAUAUAAUAAUAAAUAUAAUAGGGUUGCUGUAAAAAUAGUAUAAAAAUUGGGCAUCUGGAUUAAUAAUUAGGACAGACCUUAAUACAAGCAUUCUUUCAAGUAAAUCUCAAAAAAAUUGGAAAAAAAAUCUCUGUAUCUGUGAACCUAAAAUGCACUGUUUGAAAGUACUACUGUGUGUAUAUUUGUAAUUAAAUGUUUAUUUAAAUUUCAUGUUUUAGGUUUUUAAUUAUUUUUAUAUCAGUUUGUCGUAUAUAUGUUUUGGGUGCAUGAUCACUUUUCAUAUAUGUUAAUAUAUGUUCUUUACAAUAAAAAUGAUGAAGUUCGAGA
Messenger RNA from Pangasianodon hypophthalmus (striped catfish), 1843 nucleotides. It is a transcript of the gene stoml1, whose product is annotated as stomatin (EPB72)-like 1. Bases 158 to 1381 code for a protein of 407 amino acids. Gene Ontology annotation, cellular component: plasma membrane. The record is from RefSeq and is a predicted model, not a curated record. The transcript has 6 exons. NCBI's taxonomy places the organism in Eukaryota, Metazoa, Chordata, Actinopteri, Siluriformes, Pangasiidae.